AAAAAAAACAACUCACCAUUACGCACCGAAUGUCUGCAGGAAUAAUUUUACUUUCCCACUCCUUUUUGAAUGGAUUUUAUUUUAUUAUUUGCUGAAGUAAAAAUCUUCCUGCUGGAAGACGAAAAGGAAAGGAGGUACAACCAGGAAUAAACAAAAACAGAAGGAGAUCGCGACAGUUUCCCUUCGAUCGGAUUCUUCCGUCACCCCGCGAAUGGAGGGAUGAAACCGGGAGGAAAAGACUGGGGAAAGAGAGAAAGAAUGAGGAGGGAGAAGAGGAGGAUGUAGUCGACGGGCGCUCUGAGAAUGCAAAGCGGACGCACCCUUCCGAAAGACCGGAUCGAAAUCAAAACCCAUACGGAAUAUUAACCUGAGGGAUUUUACGCACGACUGCCUUCACAUAUAUGGGGCGUAAUCUCGUUUUUUGGAACCUAUUCGUGUGGAGUUACAAGUACAGUCUGCACUAAUAUUCCAGUUAUGGGAUUUGAAAAGAUAACAGCGCUCUGAUACUCCGAUCGGGGAAGCAGCUUCCAAAAAAAGUGAGUGAAGGCGUCCAGAAGAUUUUUGACCCUCAUCCAUGAUGAUGUCGCCGCGAUAACAUGUGAAUUCUGAAGCAAAGUGGUAUCCACUAUUUCAUCUUUGAAGGUGUUGUGUCCAGGUUGGGUGGUUGCCAUGGAGAGGCUGUUGCUGUGUGUGAUGCUGGCAGUUGCCAUGGCAGUGAGGGCACAGAUCUGUCCGAAGCGCUGCAUAUGUCAAAACCUGUCACCAAACCUGGCAACACUUUGUGCCAAGAAAGGUCUACUGUUUGUCCCACCAAACAUCGACAGACACACGGUGGAACUUCGGCUCGGUGACAACUUUGUCACAAGUGUAAAGCGGAAGGAUUUUGCAAACAUGACACGCUUGGUGGAUCUAACCUUAUCCAGAAACACCAUCUCCUACAUCACACCUCAUGCCUUUGCUGAUCUGGAGAACCUCAGAGCACUACACCUCAACAGUAACCGGCUAACGAGGAUAGGCAAUGAUACAUUCAGCGGAAUGUCAAAGCUCCACCACCUGAUCCUGAACAACAAUCAACUGGUACUUAUUCACCAGGGAGCAUUCAAUGACCUGCUGGCACUGGAAGAACUGGACCUCAGUUACAACAACCUGGACUCAAUUCCAUGGGAGGCAAUCCAGAGAAUGACAAGCCUCCACACUUUAAGUUUAGACCACAACAUGUUGGACUUCAUUCCUGAGGGAACCUUUUCUCUUCUCCAGAAGCUCAACCGGCUGGAUGUCACCUCCAAUAAACUCCAAAAGCUACCACCAGAUCCUCUUUUUCAGCGAGCACAGGUCCUGGCUACAUCAGGCAUCAUGACUUCGUCUAUGUUUGCGCUGUCAUUUGGUGGAAACCCUCUUCACUGUAACUGUGAAUUAUUGUGGUUGCGGCGGCUGAACCGUGAAGAUGACCUGGAGACAUGUGCCACGCCCCAGCACCUCUCUGGACGAUACUUCUGGUCCAUCCCUGAGGAGGAGUUCCUCUGUGAACCUCCACUCAUCACCAGAUACUCACACGAGAUGAGGGUCCUUGAAGGGCAGCGAGUUGCACUCAGGUGUAAGGCAAGAGGUGACCCAGAACCAGCCAUUCAUUGGAUCUCUCCUGAGGGAAAGCUGGUAUCGAACUCCUCCAGAACUUUGGUGUACAACAAUGGCACACUAGACAUCCUGAUCAGUACUGUAAAAGACACCGGCUCAUUCACCUGCAUUUCAUCCAACCCUGCCGGUGAAGCCCACCAAACAGUAGACCUGGUUAUUAUAAAACUUCCCCAUAUCUCAAACAACACCAAUAACAUCCAGGAGCCCGACCCAGGAUCAUCAGACAUCUCCACCUCAACCCGAGGGGGAGCCAAUGGGAGCAACGUGACGGGUGAUGUUAAGGGUGGGGUGGAUAAGAGGGUGGUCACCGCUGAAGCUACAUCAUCUACAGCUCUGAUCAAGUUCAACUUCCAGAGGAAUAUUCCAGGCAUUAGAAUGUUCCAGAUUCAGUACAAUGGGAGCCAGGAUGACUCGCUCGUCUACAGAAUGAUCCCCCCAUCAAGUAAGAACUUCCUCGUCAACAACCUGGCGGCGGGAACCCAAUAUGACCUCUGUGUCCUCGCCAUCUAUGAUGACAUCAUUACCUCGCUGACAGCAACCCGUGUGGUCGGUUGCGUGCAGUUCACAACAGAGUCCGAGUACAUGCGGUGUCAUUUCAUGCAGUCUCAGUUCCUUGGAGGGACAAUGAUCAUUAUCAUUGGAGGAAUUAUAGUGGCCUCAGUACUUGUUUUCAUCAUCAUACUAAUGAUACGGUAUAAGGUGUGUAACCCUGGCAAUGGCGGUAAAGGCAUUUCAAUGUCAGUGACAAAUGUUCACUCACAGACCAACGGGCAGCAGUCGCAGGGAUGUACAGUGACUCCUAGCGCCUCUAAACAUGGUGCAAUUGGAUUAGAGGACCUUUCAGGAGGCACUAUGAAGAGAAACGGAGAAGGAGGGGGGAAGGAUAGCGUGACUCAGUCGUCUGACUCGUCCCUGCCUGAUUGCUCCACAGCUACGUCUGUCCUCAGUCAGCCUUGGGGAGCCAGAAGUCCAACUGGGGCCACAGCUGAGGAACGAGCAGGUGAAGAGAGAGGAUCUUUGGCUGCAGUGAGGAGCUCUUUAGUUCUUGGUGGGGGAAGCAGCGAUCACCAAGCUGGCGUGUCUUUGACCACAGCCACGAGUUCAUUCAACAAGCCAAAGAGGAAGCCUGCUCCGAGUAAGCCAGGCUCGGCUUGCUCAGCCACCCUCGAAAAACACCCCACCUCUUCCCCUCGUCCUCCCUCAUCAUCCUCCACGCCUGCUGCCUCUGCGUCCCUCCUCCCGCCCUCCACCCCUCUGGAGACCCUCAACACCAACCGCAACAACUCCACCUCUCUCAUCCAAACCCCAUCUCCAUUUAUCCCGUCUCCUUUCCUAAGCCCCACGCCGAGCCCCACCCCCUCCCUCCGAUACAGGGAAACGCCUAUCCUGCGCCGAGCUCCUCGCCCCGCCACCUCCUUUGUCAAGUACCAGACUCUGCCUGUUGAGGAGGGAGGGAGGAGCAGAGCGCGGAGAAGGUACUCCCUCAGUGAAGGAGGUGGAAAGACUCACCUAUUGCAUCAAGGAGGAGGAGGUGGACCCAAAAUAGGGCGUAUAAUCCGGGACAAAAGGAGCCAAUCAAUGAGCGGGAUGCUCCUCCCUAAAGACGGGGAGGGGGACUUGGAUAAAGGGAGGUAUGAAUCCGACUGGAUCUUAGAAAGCACAGUUUGAGCGAGAUGCUGACCAUAAGACAAAUGUUGGUUUAUACGUCAUUGUUUGUUGCGUGUCCGU
Molecule: messenger RNA, 3363 nt
Organism: Thalassophryne amazonica
Lineage: Eukaryota; Metazoa; Chordata; Actinopteri; Batrachoidiformes; Batrachoididae
Product: leucine-rich repeat and fibronectin type-III domain-containing protein 5-like
Exons: 10
Coding region: 670-3303 (877 amino acids)
Molecular function (GO): protein binding
Source: RefSeq, a predicted model, not a curated record